Molecule: messenger RNA, 1994 nt
Organism: Phyllostomus hastatus (greater spear-nosed bat)
Lineage: Eukaryota; Metazoa; Chordata; Mammalia; Chiroptera; Phyllostomidae
Gene: CBX3
Product: chromobox 3
Exons: 7
Coding region: 287-838 (183 amino acids)
Biological process (GO): chromatin organization; negative regulation of transcription by RNA polymerase II
Cellular component (GO): pericentric heterochromatin; nucleus
Molecular function (GO): chromatin binding
Source: RefSeq, a predicted model, not a curated record
GUCACUUGCGUAAGUGGGAGCAGUGAAUUGCCAGAGGCUCGUGUCAGCGUAUUUCCUCCGCUGGGAUUUGAGUCCACCCCCGCCUUAGCGCAGGGCAGACACCCACCCCCAGAGCGAGGAAGUGGGCGGAGUCCGGUUUUGGCGCCAGCGCUGCUGCGGCGAAGCAGAAACGCCGCCGCGGAGACGAUCCGGGUCGCUGUCUGCGUCCUCCUUCCCUCUCCCUCCCCUCGGGGGACCACCGGGCGCCACCCCGCGAACUUAAUAGCUCUACAAGUCUGCAAUAAAAAUGGCCUCCAAUAAAACUACAUUGCAAAAAAUGGGAAAGAAACAGAAUGGGAAGAGUAAAAAAGUUGAGGAGGCAGAGCCUGAAGAAUUUGUAGUGGAAAAAGUAUUGGACCGACGAGUAGUGAAUGGGAAGGUGGAGUAUUUCCUGAAGUGGAAGGGAUUCACAGAUGCUGACAAUACUUGGGAACCUGAAGAAAAUUUAGAUUGUCCAGAGUUAAUUGAAGCAUUUCUUAAUUCUCAAAAAGCUGGUAAAGAAAAAGAUGGAACAAAAAGAAAGUCUUUAUCUGACAGUGAAUCUGAUGAUAGCAAAUCAAAGAAGAAAAGAGAUGCUGCUGAUAAACCAAGAGGCUUUGCCAGAGGUCUUGAUCCUGAACGAAUAAUUGGUGCCACGGACAGCAGUGGAGAAUUAAUGUUUCUCAUGAAAUGGAAAGAUUCAGACGAGGCAGAUUUGGUGCUGGCAAAAGAGGCAAAUAUGAAGUGUCCUCAAAUUGUAAUUGCUUUUUAUGAAGAGAGACUAACCUGGCAUUCUUGUCCAGAAGACGAAGCCCAAUAAUUGUUUUUGUUGCUUUUUAUAUAUAUUUAUAUAUAUAAAAACCUGGGUCUUGGAUUUUUUGAUUUAUUAGUGUGAAGAGAUAACUACAUUCUAAUAAAAAUCAAGUUUGGUAUGUUUGUUUUAAAGUAGUACUGGGGGUGGUGUUGUUGGGGGGUGCAUCUGUAGCACUGGUUACUUUGGAACAAAAGCUUUCUGUAGUUGCUUCCUUUAUCAGAAAACAUUUGAUACCAUGGUAUAUUCUUUCCUCUGCAUUAGAGAACAGCUUUUCUAAAUGUUGGGGUCAACUUCCAUUGUUACUCAGUCAGAAUUUUUGUUUAAGUCAUAUAUACUUCAGGAUCAUUGUGGGGGUUUUUGUUUAUUUGGUGGGGGGUGGUUGGUGUGUAUACAUAUGUAAAUUUAAAUGGUUUUCUUUCUUUUUUUUAACUGAAAGAAAAACAGCAUUUCACAACCAUAGAUAAGCUCAUGUUUCUGGGCCGCCAUCAUUUUCAGCAAUCUAAGAAAUAAAUCACUUCAAGUUAAAUUGAAAUUUUUCCUGAAGCUUUAACCUUUGAAAUUAAAUAGUUUGUAAUUAAUUGGGCAAUUUAAAUAUAAUAUGAGCAGUUUAAAUUGGACAAUUUAAAAGCAGCCAUAUCAGAAUCCGUGGCCAUAUCUACAAUUAUAAAGGCAAAUUUAUUUGCAAAACACCUGAAAGGAAAAUUUUAUUACUACCAAAAACUUCCUCUCUCAAAUGAGAAAAUUAGACAAACCCUGGUAUGUUUUAAUUAGACAGGCAAGACUUACUUAAAGGUUUCGCCUAGCAAGCUGUUCAUUUACAAAAGUUAACAUUCUUGUGUUACAUUGACCAAAAGGUUAUGAUCAUGGAAUGUGUAAGACUUUAUUCAUGGAAGCCUAAUCAGACUACUAAAGACCUUGGCAAUUUAAACCUGUUGAAAUAAAUGGGUGAACAAACUUUUGUAAUCUGUAGUCUUGACCUGCAUGUUUUACUCCAACUCAUUCCUUACAUGUAGGCUCAGGCUCAGUGUUUGGGUUACCGGUUCAGUAGAAGCCAGGAAAAACAAUGACUUUGUAGUAACCAGAAUGUUAUCCAACUGUAUAUUGUUUACUUUAUUGUAAAUACUGGUAAACAGUGGUCAAUAAAUAGUUUUAUAUUGCUUUA